Molecule: messenger RNA, 1520 nt
Organism: Cricetulus griseus (Chinese hamster)
Lineage: Eukaryota; Metazoa; Chordata; Mammalia; Rodentia; Cricetidae
Source: RefSeq, a predicted model, not a curated record
CAGGGAAGCGCUGCGCUGCAUUCUGGGAGGGCUGCCGCUCUGUCCGCCGCGCAGCCUCCUGGGAGUUGUAGUCGCAAUCCUAGGCAACUGGUGGGUGUCCCGGGCGCGCGGUAAGCUAGUUGUUUGGGGGAACCUCCUGAGGGCUAAUGGGCUUCUUUUGACAGUCGUUUGGCUCUUCGGUCCAGCCGGGCUUCUGAUUCUGCCUUGCAUGUUUAUGACGAUCCCUCGGUCCCUACGAACCAGGACGUGAGAACCCUCAGAUAAUAAAGAAGAAGUUAUCUUGUUUACAUCAUGGAUAACACAAAGGAAAAGAAUAAUUGCAAAGACGAUCUUCUGCUUAGGAUGGGACUAAAUGAUAAUAAAGCAGGAAUGGAAGGACUAGAUAAAGAGAAAAUUAACAAAAUUAUAAUGGAUGCCACAAAGGGGUCCAGAUUUUAUGGAAAUGAGCUCAAGAAGGAAAAGCAAGUCAACCAACGGAUUGAAAGUAUGAUGCAACAAAAAGCUCAAAUUACCAGCCAGCAACUGAGGAAAGCACAGUUACAGGUUGACAGAUUGGCGAUGGACUUAGAACGGAACCGGAAUUUGAACAAUACCAUAGUUCAUGUGGACAUGGAUGCUUUCUAUGCAGCUGUAGAAAUGAGAGACAAUCCGGAACUGAAGGAUAAACCCAUUGCUGUGGGAUCAAUGAGUAUGUUGUCUACUUCAAAUUACCAUGCAAGGAGGUUUGGUGUCCGUGCAGCCAUGCCAGGAUUUAUUGCUAAGAGACUCUGCCCACAACUUAUUAUAGUGCCCCCAAACUUUGACAAAUAUAGAGCUGUGAGUAAGGAGGUUAAGGAAAUUCUUGCUGAAUAUGAUCCCAAUUUUAUGGCCAUGAGUCUGGAUGAAGCCUACUUGAAUAUAACACAGCACUUAGAGGAAAGGCAAAAUUGGCCUGAGGACAAAAGAAGAUAUUUCAACAAAAUGGGAAAUUCUAUAAAAAUUGAUUCAGAUAAACCGGGUGAGGAAGCUAACAGACUGAGUGAAGAUGAACGAUCCAUCUCCCCACUGCUUUUUGAAGAUAGCCCUCCUGAUUUGCAACCACAAGGAAAUCCUUUCCAGCUGAACUCUGAAGAACAAAACAGUCCUCAAAUAUUCCAAAAUUCGGUUGUUUUUGGAACAUCAGCUGAGGAAGUGGUAAAGGAAAUUCGCUUCAGAAUUGAACAAAAAACAAUGCUGACAGCCAGUGCAGGUAUUGCCCCCAAUACAAUGUUAGCAAAAGUGUGCAGUGAUAAGAAUAAGCCAAACGGACAAUACCAAAUUCUCCCCAGCAGAAAAGUGGUGAUGGACUUCAUCAAGGACUUGCCUAUUAGAAAGGUUUCUGGAAUAGGCAAAGUUACAGAGAAAAUGUUAAUGGCUCUUGGAAUUGUUACUUGCACAGAACUCUACCAGCAGAGAGCAUUGCUUUCUCUACUUUUCUCCGAAACAUCGUGGCAUUAUUUCCUUCACAUCGCCCUCGGUCUAGGUUCAACAGACCUGGAAAG